AUGUCAUAUCGACUAUUUUCGCAAGAUAAUAUAGCUGCAACACAAGAAAUGAUGGAUUCGACUUUGAAUAGUCAGGCCUACAACCAAAGCUAUAACCCAAAUGACGGACUUCUAAGUUUCAACUCUAUCUAUGGUGACAAUACGGCUGUGACAUUUCAGUAUGUGCAAGCAUUGGUCAAUGAACGAACUUCUCAAGGCAUUGUUUUUGGAACCAGGUGUGGUGCAGCAGUUCUGACCCUCGUGCUUAUGUGGAUGAUAUCUAAAAGCAGGAAAACGCCAGUUUUCAUAAUAAAUUUUAUAUCUUUAUCGCUUGUUAUUGUGCAUUCCGCUCUCUAUUGCCGAUAUCUUCUAUCUGGCUAUGCCUCCAUUGCAUAUGCCUUGACAGGUUUCCCCCAGCUAGUAAAAGCAAGCGAUUUACAUGCGUAUGCUGCUUGUAAUAUAGUGCAGGCACUACUAGUUACUUCUAUCGAGACAUCAUUGUUCUUCCAAGUCAGAGUGAUUUUUGCAGGCGAUAAUUCAAAAAGGGUUGGUCUGAUUCUAACAACUCUUGCUGCUGCCCUGGGAAUUGCAACGGUGGUCAUGUACUUUUAUUCAGCAAUAGCUCCGAUUGUUAGCCUUCACAGUGAUUCCUCCGAAGUGUCUCCAACUUUUUUCAAUGUUUCCCUUAUUUUACUUGCUUCAUCAAUCAAUUUUACAACUUUCCUUUUAGUGAUCAAACUAACUAUUGCAGUUAAAUCAAGAAGAUUUCUCGGACUGAAGCAAUUUGAUAGUUUUUAUAUCCUUUUGAUCAUCUCCUUUCAGACCUUAAUGAUUCCCUCAAUAUUGUUCAUUCUUGCCUAUUCGUUACCCGAGGACAAAGGAACAGAUUAUUUAAUACCGAUUGCGACAUUGGUCGUAGUACUUUCAUUGCCAUUAUCUUCUAUGUGGGCAACGGCCUCGAACAAGGAAUUUAAGUCGAGUUCCGUUUCUCAAUUUUACCCAAGCUCAGGUGGUUAUUCCGAUGGUUCUAGCAACUACUGUUCAGACAGUGAUUACAUCAGUUCUAAAAGAAGUAUUAAACAAAAGCUUUUUGAAACAUAUCCAAAAUCUAGAGCAGAAAGUGAUAAGCAAUCUGAAAGAACUUAUUGUGCUGGGGGAGAUUUAGAAAAAGGCGAACUUCACGAAUUAUCAACACCCAUUAGUCAGGUAGAUGGGCAUGGAUUUACUAGCCAGCAGGAAACUGAAAAAGUAAACCAUACUCAUCCAAUUAGGAUAGUAUCUUGGACCAAUAGUGGUGAACAAUCAACAUGGCCCAUUUCUGCUGGUAAAACGGAGUCCUCAGAGGACGAUCAGAGUGGUAAACUCGAUUUUAAUCAUGAUAGCAAAGACGAAGGAUUUAUUGAAACCAAGAGAAUCACUUUGAAAAAAUAA
This is a messenger RNA of Zygotorulaspora mrakii, 1410 nucleotides long. It is a transcript of the gene STE2, whose product is annotated as alpha-factor pheromone receptor STE2. Lineage: Eukaryota; Fungi; Ascomycota; Saccharomycetes; Saccharomycetales; Saccharomycetaceae. Gene Ontology annotation, cellular component: membrane; G protein-coupled receptor homodimeric complex. Gene Ontology annotation, molecular function: mating-type factor pheromone receptor activity; pheromone binding. The transcript has a single exon. Bases 1 to 1410 code for a protein of 469 amino acids. The record is from RefSeq and is a predicted model, not a curated record. Gene Ontology annotation, biological process: G protein-coupled receptor signaling pathway.